GCAAGCCCGUGCGAGUAUGGUGAGCUUGGUCUUUGUUGAGAAAAAAAAUAUGUCGACGCGAAAAAGAUUUUAUUAGUCAGAAAGUCUGGCAUUCUUUUGUGUUUACUGGAAAAAGAGCAGAGAAAAAGCGAAUAAGAAUCUGAAGAAAGCCAAAUUGAGAGGCAGGUGAAGAUUAAAGAUUAUGUAAAUGCAGCAAGUGCAACAAUAUAACGAAUAACAAACGAGCUCUGACCUAGAGUAAGCGACGAUUGGUUGCUCUUGGACAACGACAACGGCAACGGGCCCAAAGGCAGGGGAGAGAGGCGCGCAGCAGACACGGUGGUGGCGUUGGCGUUUGGCGACGAUACAAAUACAAAGUGAAACAAGGGGAAAGUCAGCGUCAGCAGCAACAGCAACAAACCAGAUAUAAACACGCACACUAAUCUUUGAUUGGAACUAGAACAAGAUUAAAAUCGAAAGAAAAAAACGGAGACCAGAACGAUUGACAACGAAGCGCAGGAGAAGACAAAAUUUAGCUAAAUAUGGAUAAUUGCGACCAGGACGCUGGUUUUCGUCUGGGACACAUUAAGGAGGAGGUCAAGCCGGAUAUAUCACAGCUCAACGACAGCAACAAUAGCAGCUUCUCGCCAAAGGCGGAGAGUCCGGGUCCAUUUGGUCUCCAAAGCAUGACCAUGGUCCAUGUGCUACCCAAUGAUAAUCAAAUGGUGGCGCAGGCGCCCAAUGCAUCGGCCUCGUCAGCCACACCGCAACAAUAUCCGCCGAAUCAUCCAUUGAGCGGCUCAAAGCAUUUGUGCUCCAUUUGCGGCGAUCGAGCCAGUGGCAAACACUAUGGCGUUUACAGUUGCGAGGGCUGUAAAGGCUUCUUCAAGCGCACGGUGCGCAAGGAUCUCACAUAUGCCUGCCGCGAGAAUCGUAAUUGCAUCAUUGAUAAGAGGCAACGGAACCGUUGCCAAUAUUGCCGCUAUCAGAAAUGUUUAUCGUGUGGCAUGAAGCGGGAGGCUGUCCAGGAGGAGCGGCAACGUGGAGCCAGAGCCUCAGCCGGACGGCCCGCUCCACCAAAUGCCGGUAGUGGGGGCGGCGGCGGCGGUGGAGGAGGAGGUGGCGGUUCAGCAGGCGUGGGUGGAACUGGACAAGAUGAGUUUAUGCCAACAAGUGUGUCCCGUGACUUUACCAUCGAACGUCUAUUGGAAGCCGAACAGCGGGCAGAGAACCAGAGCGGUGAUCGUGCUUUGUCCUUUCUGCGAGUGGGUCCGAAUUCCACUGUUCAGCCGGAAUACAAGGGCGCCGUAUCCGCCCUAUGUCAGGUGGUUAACAAACAGCUCUACCAGAUGGUCGAGUAUGCUCGUCUCAUGCCGCAUUUUGCCCAGUUACCAUUGGACGAUCAGGUCAUCCUUCUGAAGGCCGCCUGGAACGAGCUACUCAUAGCCAAUGUGGCCUGGUGCAGCAUUGGAUCCGUGGACGACGUGUCCUCUGGCAUGGGCCAUGACAGCGCCUUUGAGCGGCGUUCGCCGGUAUUGCAACCGCAGCAACUGUUUUUGAAUCAAAGUUUUUCGUAUCAUCGCAACAGCGCCAUCAAAGCUGGCGUCUCCACGAUCUUCGAUCGCAUCCUGUCUGAGCUGAGUGUAAAGAUGAAACGCCUAAAUCUGGAUCGUCGUGAGCUGACCUGCCUGAAGGCCAUUAUCCUCUACAAUCCUGAUAUACGUGGCAUCAAGAAUCGAGCUGAAAUUGAGAUGUGUCGGGAGAAGGUCUACGCCUGUCUAGACGAACACUGCCGCCAGGAGCAUCCCGGCGAUGAUGGACGAUUUGCCCAGCUACUGUUGCGCCUGCCCGCCUUGCGCUCGAUUAGUCUGAAAUGUCUGGAUCACCUGUUCUUCUUCCGCAUCAUCAGCGAUCGACCGCUGGAGGAUCUAUUUAUCGAGCAACUGGAAUCGCAGCCACCGCCAGGCCUGACCCUGACUCUAAACCCCGAAUGAGGGGUCCAGGAGUCGAAUUCUUCUGAUUGAUUGUGAUUGAGUUUGUUUUGCAUUUCUCUGACUCCCUUGCCCACUAUUUGACUCCCUCCCUUCUUCCACCUCCUCCCCUAUCACACCUUUAGCUGUCACCCACUUUGUACUAUUACUUUAAAUACGUGUAUGUAAUUGUUUAUUAUUAUUAUUAUUAAUUUUUUUUUUUUAAUAUCGAUCUAGAAAAUGUGUUUUCCUUAAGAUAUGAUGGAUGGAUGCCUCCUCAACGUUUAUUCUUAAGUAAACGAAAAACAAAAACAAAAAAACAAAAUCAAAAAAAAAAAAAAGAAUUAGAAGAAGAAACUAACUUUGGCAUACCGAAGUUUAUAUACUCUUGCAGUUUUACUCCGUUUGAAAUAUCAAAUACAUAGAAAUCUCUCGUUUAGUUAUCCUAAUACAACUUAGUAAACUAAACUAUAA
Messenger RNA from Drosophila willistoni, 2423 nucleotides. It is a transcript of the gene usp, whose product is annotated as protein ultraspiracle. Lineage: Eukaryota; Metazoa; Arthropoda; Insecta; Diptera; Drosophilidae. Bases 522 to 1973 code for a protein of 483 amino acids. Gene Ontology annotation, cellular component: activator ecdysone receptor complex; nucleus. Gene Ontology annotation, molecular function: nuclear steroid receptor activity; nuclear receptor activity; zinc ion binding. The transcript has a single exon. The record is from RefSeq and is a predicted model, not a curated record. Gene Ontology annotation, biological process: anatomical structure development; cellular response to ecdysone; positive regulation of transcription by RNA polymerase II.